AUGGAGCGGCAGAUCGGGACGUUGGGCCCCGCGUUCGCGGGCGUGGAGUGCGGCACGGUUGAGCACUUUCAGGGUCAGGAGCGCCGCGUGGUGAUCCUGACCACUGUCCGGUGCGGAAUGCUCCACAAAGUUGGGAUGCUCAACGCAAGCGAGUCGGAAAUGUUCAGUUUCUUUCUCUCAGGCGAGGGAGGCUCCCGCCGCCCGAUCGGCUUCCUCAGCAACCCCAAGCGCCUCAACGUCUCCAUCUCGCGGGCGGUGGCCGGCCUGGUCCUGGUGGGCGACCUGCAGGCGCUGGCGAGCCACAGCGACAAGUGGCACCGCCUGAUCGAGCUGGGGAAGGAGCCGCCCGCGCGGCUGGGCCCCUACAGGCACCUCCUUGCUCCCGCGGGGCCCCCGCAGGACACUGACUCCGAGGAGGAGGCUCACCUUCAGGAUUUGGCCUCGGAGCUUCUUGUAGCUCUGCAGAAGCGCGACGCCGAGGCCCGCGGCCGUGUCGUGGAGGGCGCCGAGGAACCCGUGCGCCGGGCGGUGCCCGUCACCGAGCAGGCGGCGGCGCUGGACCAGGUCGGGCGUCGAAACACGGCCUCUGGCGCCCCCUUCCCCGAGCAGGGCGCGCGGAGCACGGUCUCCUUGCGUGCCCUGUCUCGCGCACCGGAGCACGUGCUCCUCCUGGUCCUGGCCACGGGGGUGCGUGCCCCGGCGGCUGGCCCGCAGGACUUGCGCCUGUGGGCUAUGCCAGUCCUCGCUGGCGCCUGCGGGUCUUGCAAGCCUCGCCCGCAGGCCGCUGCCGCCAUCGCCGAGGCGUUCAGAUCCUGCUGCUGGCCGCCGUUCUGCUGUGCGCGGCGCAGCCAAGGCGCCAGGCGACUCAGCGCGUCGCCCCUCGCGCCCGAGAGGAUCGGCCAAGACUCCGAGGUGCUACAUGGUCUGUUCAACGCCAUCAUGUGGGGGAUGGUCCUGGACAUCCAGUUCGACGACGAUGCAGCAGUUCAGCAGCCAGAGUGCGACGCCGCCGACCCCAUCCAGGUCUGCGUGGCCGCCGUCAAUUUCCGGCGCAAGAUCGAAGGAGUUGGAGGACAACAUUACCUCCAAGCAGCUGAAGAACUCAAAGCAGCCAAGGCCGCCGACUUGGCAAACAAGUCGCCCGACCAGCAGACGCAGAGUUUGUCGGACCAGCUCUCAGUGCAGCGCAAGCGCCUGGAGGGCAAGCAGAAAGACGCGGCCUGGUACCUCGAGGAGAUUGAGCAGCUCACCGAGAAGUACCAGAUGGUCGCGAAUGAGUGCAACGACAUCUACAAGGAAUGCCAGCAGCUCGAGAGCCAGCUCAGGGUCGCAGCGAAGGCAGCGGCCCAACAGACCGGAAGUGCAGAUGGUGCAGCACAUGGGGCAUCAUCAGACACGCUCGAGGAUUAUAUCAUGGCGAAGCUCCCGCCUGGCGCGGAGAUCAGCCCCGACUUCAAACAGAAGGUCAACGCCAUGGCCACGGAGCUCGACGCCGAGUACAAUCGGAUGGCCCAGGACAAGCACCACCAGCACCAGCAGCUGAACCAGCAGCUGGUCACCAACCAGCCCCUGAAGGUGCAGCCGCAGUCGCAGCUCCCAGCGGAGAGGGCCUCCCUGCAGGCCCUCUCGGUGGUCUCGCAGAUCGGGGCCCCUCGGGCCCUGGGGCCAUCUUCCGAGGACGCCCAGAGGAGGCUCCGCUCCAGGAUCGAGGGCUCGGUGGCUGCCCGCAUUUCAGUUUCUAACCUCCGCGUCGUGAGUUUCGAUGGAAGUUGUUGGGGAAGCGUCGAGACUUUCGUCGAGUCCGAUGGCGCCAAGUCCAUCCACGUUCUGUGUGUUCAGGAGGCCAGGCUUCUCGAAAAUCAAGUUUUGGACGCCACUCAGUGGUGUAGCAAGCGUGGAUGGAAUGCUAGUUUCACGGCUGGGGUUCUGAGCGACUGUGGGGCAGUUACGCAGGGCGCAGCCAUCCUCGUGAGAGACGGGUACGACUUCGGGGUCACAAGAGUCGACUACCCUGCUAAUACGCCAAAGGGAAGAGUUACCGCCGUAGCUCUGGAGGUGCCAGGACACGCUCCAUUCAUUCUAGCCUCAGCCUACCUUGCCGACAAGGUUGGGCUGAACGAGUUAAACCUCAACCUCCUCGCCAGCCUCGCGCAGCUCGGCCAGAUGCAUCGCAUGGGCCCGGUUGUAGCGGCUGACUUUAACCUCUCGCCUGCCGAGCUCACCAAGAGCAACCUCUGCCCGAGAGCGGGAGUGCAGGACUACGUGAAUAAGCCCAAGGUCCUCAAGGAGUACCCCCUGGGCCCCCACAGGCCCGUGUACUUUGACCUCGCCAUAGAUGAGCCCUUCCUGGCGCCCGUCCGGGUAAGGUCACCGACGCGCCUCUUCGCAGCCAGCGCCUACGAGGUCAAGGACCUCAGCUCAGAUGGGUUCCCGCAUGUGCAGCGGAACGAGCUCUCCGUCGCAGCUGGCUGCAGCUUCGCCACUUCCGUUAUACAGAUGUAUUGCAUUGUGCCGCUCGAUGUCUGGGCCCAGGACAACAUAGAUACUAGCCUCCACAUGUUUAUAGAUGACAUCAUCUUACAGGCCCAGGAUAAGCGCCCCAAGACCCUGACCAAGACCCUUGCAGGAGCCUCAAAGAGUAUGAAGGACACCAUAGAGGAGGACCUAGAUAGCAACAUUGCCCUCCACAAGUCAGCCGUCCUAGCCUCCUCCUUAAAGGUUCGGGAGCCCCUGGUCAAGGCCCUCGGCUCACUAGCAGGGCCCCAGGCUUUGGAGCGAGCCGGCGCCGCCGCCAAUCUCGGUAUAGAUUGCGCGGCUGGAGGUCGCGUCCGCAGUGGCCGUGGCCGCGCUGUUCUGCGCCUCCGUUUCAAGAAGAUGAAGCACCGCAGGCGCAGGCUCCAGGCUAUCAAAAAGGCUGGGGCUGACAUGCGAAAGUUGUACAACACAGGCCUUGACCAGGCCAACCAUUACGGAAGCGAAGUGGUAGGCCUGACCGAUUCAGAACUCGCUCAGAGCCAGAACUUCGACCUCAGCACCGUUGGCUUGCUAAAGUACGAUCACGGUGAUUUGAAACAGAAGGUGAGCCGAAUCUUGGACAACCCUCCCAAAAGCUGGAGCGCCUGCCGAGGGCCCAUGGGGGCCGCCCUGCUGAGCCCCAAGAGGAUAGGUUCGAAGCUCCUCAACCCGUUCGAGAUAGAGACGAGCCAAGGCCUAAUCCCCCAGCUCACUGCGACCCCGCCAGCCCUCCUCAAGUACCACCUGGAGGACGCCUGGAAGGCGCAGCUCGAGUUUACAGCAGCAGCCAAAAUGGGGCGUCCUCAGGACCGUCUGGAUUGCUCGACCGCAAAAGCUGUUCUGGACGACCCGAACCUCACCAAGCCCCAGAGGGGCUGCCUCCUGGCCUACCUCACCCAAUGUCUCUGGACAAGGUCCCGCUUGGCUGCAGCAGGUUAUGAGAUCGACCAGGAAUGCGACUGCGGACGCCCGACAGAUGCCAUGCAGCACCGUUUCAAUUGCCAGCUCCUCGAUGGCAUCAGAAGUGACAUCUUAGAGGAGGGCGACGAGGUCAAGGCCGAGGGCAUCGAAGGGCGGUGUGCCUUGCUGCCCCCACCGCUGACGGCGCCGAUCACGCGGACGCGGUCGCAGGCGCCGGACAGGUGGCUGGACAGGGGGCUGGACGUCGAUCUCCUCACGGAGCCCGUCGAGCGGCCGGUCGUACGGUACCUUCACAAGUACGACGACCACUACGACCGCAUUGUGCCAGACUUCGAGCUGCAGUACAGGACGGCCGAGCAGCAGUAUCUGUACCAGGGCGAUUUCUCUCUGCUCGUGCGCGAGUAUACCGACAAGGGCGCCAUUGUGCAGGAUGCCGUCACGGGCAUCUUCGGCUUCGUCCCCGAGGACGAGUUCCUCGGCGACGUCCGCCCCGAGGUGGGCUCCGUGGUCCCCGGAGCGAGGUGCACGUACAUGGACCAGACGAGGUUCGAGAGCUCAGCCGUUGAUGUCAUGCGGUCGCAGACCGGCGUCGUUUGGGAGUGGGACCGUCGCACCGGCGAAGGCUACAUCCUGCCGACGGAGGGGCAGGACGCCUGGCAGAUGCGCCGGGUGCUGCGCAGGGACAUCUUGUGGCACGGCAGCCGCCAGCUCUACGCGGGGCAGUGGGUGAUGUUCGAGACGGCCAGGGCACACGAGGUCCCUAUCGAACCGAACGACGAGCCCGAGGCCGCCUUCGCGCUGCAGGUCAAGGGCCCGGAGGUGCGCUUCUCAUUCAAGGCGAGCUACCCGCACGUGGCGCCCAGCAGCCGCACGUUCGAGGAGCAGCCGGACGUCGUCUCUGGCCCCACCCUGGAGCCGAGCCGGCAGUUGCUCGGCAGCGCCGCGGAGCCGGGCGCGCUCGCGGAGGCCACCCGGGCGGAGCUGCCGUUCCGGAUGCCCGCCGAGUCUGGGCUGAAGCAGCCCCUGGCGUUGUCGCAGGCGCACCCCGCGCUGCAGCGGUUCGCGGAGCUAGCGCCGGCCGUAGCGAAGGCCGAAAGCCCGCCCUGGCUGUGGGAGGCGCCGAUGUUGGACUACCUCGAGGAUUACCAGUGGGAGAAUGACCCCAUCGUGCCCUACCAGUUCCGAGGGCCGAGGGAGAUGAAGAAGUGGAGGCAGAUAUCGACGCACGAGCACGCCGUGGCGAUCGGAAAAUAUUGGGAUGAACCGCGGGCGCUUCGAGCAGAAAACGCGUGGAGGAAGAUGAUGCCGCCCAGCCAGAAGCAGGCGUGGCAGGACUCCGUGGCGGCGCGCGAUAAGAGGUUCCGGGCGCAGAUUCGGCGGCAGAGGUUGCUGAAGAUCCGGGCGGCCAAGGCGACGAAGGAAAGGUACUGA
Molecule: messenger RNA, 4866 nt
Organism: Prorocentrum cordatum
Lineage: Eukaryota; Dinophyceae; Prorocentrales; Prorocentraceae
Source: the annotation of a GenBank genome assembly